Paramecium sonneborni is the source of this 12914-nucleotide messenger RNA. The record is from the annotation of a GenBank genome assembly. NCBI's taxonomy places the organism in Eukaryota, Ciliophora, Oligohymenophorea, Peniculida, Parameciidae.
AUGAAAAAGAUAGUUUAAAGUAUUCUAUUAUAUUCUACAGUUUGCUUAUGCUACAAUUAAUGUACAUUAUAUCCUUUAGAUGCUAAAGCAUGUAUCGAAAAAACAACUACAUCAUGUAAAGAUAAUAAUUAAGUUUUUAGGCAUGUUUGAUGUUUUUGAAAACAAAUGCAGAGAAACAGAUCUAAAAGGAAUAGAAACUGGAUGCUUAUAAAAUAUGAAUAAAGUUGCUUGUUUAAAUUAACUUAAAAAUUAAAAUGAAGAAUUUUAAUGUUAUUUUGAUAUUAGAUGUUCGUAAGCUACUUAAAUUCAACUAUCAAAAAUGGGAUGCUCCUAAAAAUUUAGCAAGUAUGCUUGUUUGAAUGUCAAAAAUACUCCCUGUGGUUGGGACAAUGAAUGUAAAUAAAUUGAUUAUUAAUAAUCGAAUUAAAGUAGCUGUGAAUAAGUUUAUUAGAUUUCAUCAAAUUCUCAUUCAUGUGCUAUUUUAUAAGAAUUAUCAUGUUUAGCUUAUUUAUUAAAUUAGGUAUUAAUACUGGUUCUAAUGGGGAUUAUCGGUGUAUCACUGUGAACUAAAAUGAUUUAUAGAAUCUUGAUUGCACUUAGAUGGGUUUAACUUUAAACGCAUGUAUUUAAAUAAGCAAAAAUGGAUAAAAAUGUAUACUCUAAAAUCUAAAAUAUUAGGUAUUUUUUAAAAUUCAAAAUGCUAAAACACAGAAUUAUCAGAGGUUAUUUCUUGCGAUGAGAAAUUAAAUAAAGAAGCAUGUUUAUCUAUUAGCAAUCCUAAACUUCUUUGUUAAUGGAAUGGGAAAGCUUGCUAAAAUUAUGAUUAAAAUUAAUUAUCAAAUGAUUAAAUAGAAAAUGUCAAUAUUAGUGUUUGUUUGUUUCAAAAAGGAAAUUUUAGAUUUGAUGAGAAUGAGAAAUUUUGCUAUAAAGUAGAAAGCUAAGAUAUAAUAAAUAUGCCUUGCAAUACAAAAGGUUUAUCAAAAGAUGGAUGUUUAUCAAUAAAAUAAUAAAAUUGUGUUUUUGAAGACGUAUGUAAGGAAUUAAGUGAAUAAGAAUUAAAAGUUUAUUUUUGUGAAGCUUAAUUAAACGAAUCUGCAUGUAUAAAUAUAAAAACAGAAUUUUAAUAUUGUAUAUGGAAUGGGAAAAAGUGUGAAAGAUUGUUUAUAAAUUAAGAUUAAGAUUGUCCAAUAGAAUUUGAAGAUAAAGAAAUAAAAGUAAAUGGAAAUGUAUGUUAAGCAAUAUCAAAAUCAAAAGUUUCAUGUAAAUAUAAUGAAAAAACACAUUUAUGUAUGUUAGCAUAAUCAAAUGAUAUUUGUGAAACUCCUUUUAUAAAUAAAACUGGAUGUUUAAGUAUUAAUUUAAAUAAUUAAACAUGUUAAUGGACAUCUUAAGGAUGUAAAUUUAUAAAAAUAAUACAAUAUUAAACAACUUGUAAUAGUUUAGGAUUUGCUAAUUCUAUUGCUUGUUCUUAAGUUUAUGAAAAUAAAAAAAUUGGAUGUUAUUUUAAUAAAAAUAAAGAAUAAUGUGAUAGUUUAUUAAUAGAAAUAGAUGAAUAAGCUAAUUAAUAGAUAAAAGAAUAAAAUAUCAAUGAUUUGAGAAUCUUAAAUACAAUAAAUUGUAUUGAUUAACAAUUUGGAUUAAAUAGAAUUGCAUGUGCAUCAAUUACACUUGAAGGAAAAGCAUGUUUAUGGCGAUAAGANUUCUCAUGGAUUGAAUGAACAAGCUUGCAUAUCAAUCCAUAAAAGUGAUCAAUAUUGUAAUUACAUUUUUUUAAUUUUAGGUAUAUUUGAAAAUUUUCAAUGUCGAUCAAUUAACUUACUAGAAAUCCAAUCUUGUGAUUAGAAAUUAAAUCGUAAUGCUUGUCUAUCAAUUUAGAAUCCCUCAUUAAAUUGCUUAUGGGUUCAUUAAUCUUGUAUAAAAUAUUCUUUAAAAUAUAAUUCUAUUUGCGCAUAAUUAAAGGAUGUAAAUUCCUCUGUGUGUAGAAUAUAAAAUGGAUUAUGUAUGCACGAUGAAACACAUAAAAAAUGUGUAGCGAUUGAAGAAAAAGAUAUAAUAAAUAUGCCUUGCAAUACAAAAGGUUUAUCAAAAGAUGGAUGUUUAUCAAUAAAAUAAUAAAAUUGUGUUUUUGAAGACGUAUGUAAGGAAUUAAGUGAAUAAGAAUUAAAAGUUUAUUUUUGUGAAGCUUAAUUAAAUGAAUCUGCAUGUAUAAAUAUAAAAACAGAAUUUUAAUAUUGUAUAUGGAAUGGGAAAAAGUGUGAAAGAUUGUUUAUAAAUUAAGAUUAAGAUUGUCCAAUAGAAUUUGAAGAUAAAGAAAUAAAAGUAAAUGGAAAUGUAUGUUAAGCAAUAUCAAAAUCAAAAGUUUCAUGUAAAUAUAAUGAAAAAACACAUUUAUGUAUGUUAGCAUAAUCAAAUGAUAUUUGUGAAACUCCUUUUAUAAAUAAAACUGGAUGUUUAAGUAUUAAUUUAAAUAAUUAAACAUGUUAAUGGACAUCUUAAGGAUGUAAAUUUAUAAAAAUAAUACAAUAUUAAACAACUUGUAAUAGUUUAGGAUUUGCUAAUUCUAUUGCUUGUUCUUAAGUUUAUGAAAAUAAAAAAAUUGGAUGUUAUUUUAAUAAAAAUAAAGAAUAAUGUGAUAGUUUAUUAAUAGAAAUAGAUGAAUAAGCUAAUUAAUAGAUAAAAGAAUAAAAUAUCAAUGAUUUGAGAAUCUUAAAUACAAUAAAUUGUAUUGAUUAACAAUUUGGAUUAAAUAGAAUUGCAUGUGCAUCAAUUACACUUGAAGGAAAAGCAUGUUUAUGGCGAUAAGACUAAUGUAUCUAUAUAGAAAAAGCAUCUGAUAUUUAGAAUAUUCCUUGUUUACAUCUUCAAUUUGCUAAUUCUUAGGUUUGUGCUUAAGCAUCUUUUUAGUAAGAACCAUGUAGGUAUUUUUUAUAAGAAAAAGGUUGUGUUAAUUCUAUUAUUAAUAAUAUGAAAUGUGAUUAACCUGGUUUAAAUAAAUUUAGUUGUUCAUUAGCAACAGGUAGUUGUUAUUAUAAUUAUUAACAAAAAAAAUGUUUAACAGUCAGUACAGACAUAAAUAAAAUUCCAAAUCCUCUUGGAAUUCUUAGAUGUGAGUUAGAUUCUCCAACUUAGCUAUUAUGUUUAGCUAUAAUUACUCCAGGUGAAUUGUGUCUAUGGAAUAAAAGAUUAGAUUAAUGUUCUAAUAUUAAUAUUUAAUCUCUAAUAAAUAGAAGCUGCAAUGAUUUUACUAAUGUAAAUAGAAAUGUUUGUUCUUAAAUAACUUCAGAGUAUCCAGAUGAUAAAAACAAAGGAUAUUGCUAAUAUGAUUCUGAAAAAAAUUCCUGUUCAAUAAAAACAGAAUAUUGCACAACUAAAUGUUGUACCGAAAAUGGUGCCAUAGGAAUAAAUCCACAUUCAUGUAGCAAAUAUUCAAGCUAAGAAGAAGGAGAUUAUUGUUAUUUUAUUAACAAUAGAUGUAGAGAACUCACAAAUAAUGAGUGUGAUAUCUCAGAUCUUUCAGCAGUUAAGAUUUAUAUUAAUUCAUAAAAAUUUGACUGCCAUCAAUUGAAUAAAUCUUUAUGCCCACUACUUGAUUCUAAUCCUUCUAAAAGAUGUUUCUAUCUUGGUUCAGCUUGUCUUAACUUUAAACCUGCAAAUAAUUUUAAUUUUGAGGUAUUAACUGUAUUUCCAGCUCUGACAAACAAAUAUGUCUGUUAUUCAAUAGAAGCUUCGCUAUAAGACAAAAAUAAAUUUAAAUAUUUUGAUUAUGAUGAAGCAAAUUAACGUUGCAAAAUUGUCCAAUACCCUUAAGAUUUUAGUUUUAAUACUUGCGAAUAAGCUGUUGGUAAUAGAAACAUUUGCUUAAGAUACACUAGUAAAAACUAUUGUAAAUGGGAUGCUAUCAAAUUAAAAUGUGUAACUAUUUAAGAAGAUGAGUUAGUAGAAAUCACUUCUUGCAAUUAAAAUUAAAAUUUGAAAGCAUGCAUCUACAACUCUCGUUUAGCAUGUUACUUUUCUUAUGACUUUGAUCAAUGUCUUGAAUCACCAAAAAAUGUCAAUUGUGCAUAUUUUAACAAGGCAGGACCAGUUACAGAAUUAGUAUGUAAAUAAAUCACAAAACCAGGUUAAUUAUGCCAAUUUUAAGAUAAUAAAUGCAUAAGUCCAAAAAAAAUUCCUAGCUAUUGUGACAUAUAUGGUGCAAAUAUAACAUCUUGUUUAAAAAAUACAAGUAUAGAAUGUAGAUGGGAUUAAAAUUCAUCAGAAUGUUAUAAUAAUAAAACAGAUAUUUCAGAAUUAGGUUGUUUAGAUAAUUUAAAUAUAAUAAUGUGUCCAAAAAUAACAAAAGAAGCUUGUUUUUGGAAUGAAGAUGUAUCUUAAUGUUAAAUAUUCACUUCUAUAAGUAGUUAAUAAUUUUAAUAAUUGAAUUCUAAUAACUCAUAUAAUUUAAAAUCUUGUCUUUUAGUUCAUGGAGCUGGUUAUUAUUAUGAUAAAAAUACUAAUAAAUGUGUUUAAUUAAGUAAUAACAAUUAUAAAUGUGAUUAAUAUUAAAUGAAUGAAUAUGCUUGUUUAUAUUUGACUAAAACCAAUCGUUGUUAUUAUGAUUAAAAUUAAGAUCCACUAAAAUAAAAUAAAUGUAAAACUUUUAUAGCUGAAUAAACUAUUUGUAAUUCAUCUUUUCUUAUUAAUAUUGAUGUUUGUAUGGACAUACCUAAGUCUUGUAUAUUUAAUUUAGCUAAUCUUCGUUGUUAAUCAUAUGAAGUUGAAGAUACUACUACUUGCUCAUUUUUAAAUUCUUUACAAAAUAAAGGAUAGUUUCCUAAUAAACUUGCAUGUUCUUCAAUCAAUCCAGAUAUUAAAGAACCAUAUGGAAAUUAAUAAUGUUAUACAGAUAAAACAACUGGACAAUAAUGCAUGUAUGAAAGAUUUUGUUUUUUUGCAAAUUAUGGUUGUCAUAUUUUUUAAUUUCUAUUAUUCUAUUUUGACUAAUAAAACUAUUCAAAAACAAAAAUUAAGAUGUGUAGCUUUUCGGAAAGAAUAGAAUUUAGAGAAGAUGUUUAAGAAUGCUCAAGUGUGGUUUCAGAAAUGAAUUCCAUCAAAAUAGUUUAAGAUGGAAUUAAGUUGACUCCUAUUUAUGAUACCACCUUUUAAAAUUGUAAUACUGGAAGUAAAAAUGAAUACCAAAAGACAGAUUCUAGUUGGAGUAUUGAUAACAAAUUUGUUAGGCCACAAAGAUUUAACGAGGAUUGUAAAACUCCAUGUGGUAUAAAAGGUUAAUAGACAUUGAAUUGCAUUACAGAUUCUGACUGUAACAGUUAAUUUUUUUAGAAUUAUUAUAGAAAUUAUAUUUAGGAUUAAAACUGUUGGAUUAAAAAAUGUGUUUAUCAUCAGAAUUUAUGUUCUUAAAAUAAUGAAUGUUAAAAUUAUCCACAAUACAACUAUUCUAAAAAUCAAACAGAAGAUACAUCUGGUUCUUGUUAAAGUUAUUAUUGUAGUGGGGAAAAUGAUUGCUAUUGUGAAUAAACUAAACAAAAAUGCCGGACUUAUAAUGAUUGCCCAAAAUAUAUUCCGGAAUGGUAUAAUAAUUACAUAAAUAAAAAAAUAUGCAAAGAAAUAGAAACAUUUGAACAUAAGCCUUGGUGUAUCACAAAAGUAUUAAACAUAAUAGAUUGUUUUCCUAUAUAUUCAAUGGCACUUUGUCUAACAAAUUCUAAAUGUUUUUUUGAUAUAAAUUAAGGAGGAUGUAUGUAAUUGGAGAAUAAUUAACAUAAAGUACCUAAAUGUACUUCUAUGAUUAAUACUUGUAGAGCCAGUGCAUCUAUUAAGGCUAUAUGUUAAGCAUCAGAGAUAAUUGAGUAACCUGGACCUAUGUGUUAUUCUGUAUAAAUUUCAUAAACAAUUUGUAAAGAACUUUAAAGUUAUGUUCGUCCAUUUCCUUGUAGUAGUAUUAAAAAGGAAGAUGCUUAACCAAUAUUAUGUGCUCUUGCUAUGGAUAAUUGUAGAUUUAAUUAAUAAAUUUGUGUAAGUGAUUUAGAUAAAGGUAAGUGUAAUUGUGACAAUUCAUAUAGCAGAAGUUUAUGUUUGAAAUGUAAUUGUUUUUAUGAUUACUCUGGUUUCUGUUAAUAAGUAAAGCUGCCUCCAUAAUAUAAUUAAACAAAUAAGUAUUAUUUGUGUGAGGAAGUUAAUUUAUUGCCAACUUCUAAUAAAUAAUAAAUAUGUGGAUCUGUAGAAUAAGCAUGCAAAUAUGGAAUUAAAUGCGAGGAUGCCACUCAUAAUACUUGUGAUGAUUUAUUAGGAUUCACAGUAUCAUAAAAAGCAUGUACAAAUUGUAAAAGUUUUGCUACUAGAUAUGACCAAUCUAUUUAAUAAUGUUUAGCUGUUGAUGGCAAAACAUUUUUCAAAAAUUGUGAAAAUUUAAAUGAAUUAGCUUGCUUAUAAAAUACUUCAGGUGUUAUGUGUAGUUGGAAAGAUUUUAAAUGUACCCUUAUUGAAAGUAAAAAAAAAUAAAUUGAUCCUACUAAUUGCAAUUUAUUGAAUUAAUAAGCUUGUUCAUUAGAAUAAAUAAAUUUAUGUUGGUUUGAUUAAGAUAAAAAAUAAUGUUAGGAAUAUGAUCCUUUUAAAGGAAAAUGUAAUUAAUUAUUGAAUAAAAAUCUUUGUGAUUUAUCAAUGAUGGAAGCUUGUAAAUGGAAUAAUAAUAAUUGUGAAAAACUUGAAUAAAUACCGAGCAAAGUUUGUUCAGGUCUUAAUAAAUAUGCAUGUUUAAAUUAAGUAAAUAUCUCAUGUGGAUGGUCAGAUGAAAGAUAAAUAUGUGAAACAGUAUAAUUACAUUAUAUCUCUAAUAAUAAUUGUGAAAAAUUUUUAAGCUAUAAUCAAUACAAUUUAAUAAAAUUUAAUUCAUUUACCUGUACAAAGAUAAAUAUCAAAAAGAAUUGUUUAUUAGAUAAAUACUAUUAAUGCAGAGAAGCUAUAAUCACUGAUAUUCUAUUCUGUGAUUCUCCAGGUUUAAAUUCAGAAGCAUGCCUUUAAAGAACUUAAGGAAAGUGUAAAUUUGAUGGAUUUUGCUAAUAUACAAAUGAAUAAAAUCUAGGUUGUUAGACGAAUUUAAAUAAAUAUGCUUGCAUUUCCUAAACAUCUACUUGUAAAUUUAUUAAUUCAUGUUUAAAUUAUCCUGUUAAGCAAUAUACUGAUAUCAUAUCAAAAGAUAUUAAUUUUCCUUAUUCUAUAUCUGUAUGUUCAGUUUUAGAUGAUUUAGAAAAAUUUUCAACAUCCUUUAUUUAUAGUUAGUAAUUGGGGAAAUGUUUAGAUAUCUCUAAUAAAUCUCCAUAUAUUAAUAAUUGUCAGUUUAUUGGUAUUAAUCGAAAUUCCUGUCUUUCUAAAACAACAGUAUUUUGUGAGUUUUCAUAGAAGGAAUGUAAAGCAGUAAGUUAAAUAAAACUAAGAGCAAAAGAAUGUAUUGAAAAUUUAAAUUGGUUUGCAUGCGUAAACAUGGAUAUUCCAUGUAAAUUUGUAAAUUAUAAAUGUGUUCCACAAAAUGAGAUUGAAAGUUGUGUAGGUUUAUAAGAAGAAGGAUCAAUGGUUAAAUCAGAUGUUUGUUCUAAAACUGUUGAUGUACCAUGUGGUUAUGAUGAUAAGACAAAAAGAUGUAUGGUUUUAAAAUCAUAAAAUUAAUGCACCGCUCUUGGAAUUAAUAAAGAUGGGUGUAUUUUUAAUACAAAAGGAUCAUUUUGUAAAUAUGAAAAUAAAAAGUGUAUAGUUUCUUAUGAUGAUAGUAGAUGUAAUGAAUUAAUAAAUUAUGAUAAAUGUUUAGGAAUCAGAAGAUAAGAUUAAAAUUGUUAAUUUAAAUUAAAUAUAGGUUGUUAAAAUUUAGAUGAAACAAUAAUUGAUAUAACAAAAUGUAUGAAUAUCGAAACAAAUUCUCCUACUUGUUCAAAAGCACUUGAUAAUCCUUGUUAUUAUAACUUAGCUACAAAAUAAUGUUAAAUUUACGAGAAUCCAACAAAUGUUGUACCUAAGAGUAAAGGUUGGUCUAAUAGUUUAUCAUUUAAUGUUAAGACUUGUUAAAUUUAUAAGGUAAAUUUUAUGAAGACUUAUUGGAAUAACAUUUGUAAAGAAGUUUCAUCAAUGUAGCUCUUUACUNUACAAAGAUAAAUAUCAAAAAGAAUUGUUUAUUAGAUAAAUACUAUUAAUGCAGAGAAGCUAUAAUCACUGAUAUUCUAUUCUGUGAUUCUCCAGGUUUAAAUUCAGAAGCAUGCCUUUAAAGAACUUAAGGAAAGUGUAAAUUUGAUGGAUUUUGCUAAUAUACAAAUGAAUAAAAUCUAGGUUGUUAGACGAAUUUAAAUAAAUAUGCUUGCAUUUCCUAAACAUCUACUUGUAAAUUUAUUAAUUCAUGUUUAAAUUAUCCUGUUAAGCAAUAUACUGAUAUCAUAUCAAAAGAUAUUAAUUUUCCUUAUUCUAUAUCUGUAUGUUCAGUUUUAGAUGAUUUAGAAAAAUUUUCAACAUCCUUUAUUUAUAGUUAGUAAUUGGGGAAAUGUUUAGAUAUCUCUAAUAAAUCUCCAUAUAUUAAUAAUUGUCAGUUUAUUGGUAUUAAUCGAAAUUCCUGUCUUUCUAAAACAACAGUAUUUUGUGAGUUUUCAUAGAAGGAAUGUAAAGCAGUAAGUUAAAUAAAACUAAGAGCAAAAGAAUGUAUUGAAAAUUUAAAUUGGUUUGCAUGCGUAAACAUGGAUAUUCCAUGUAAAUUUGUAAAUUAUAAAUGUGUUCCACAAAAUGAGAUUGAAAGUUGUGUAGGUUUAUAAGAAGAAGGAUCAAUGGUUAAAUCAGAUGUUUGUUCUAAAACUGUUGAUGUACCAUGUGGUUAUGAUGAUAAGACAAAAAGAUGUAUGGUUUUAAAAUCAUAAAAUUAAUGCACCGCUCUUGGAAUUAAUAAAGAUGGGUGUAUUUUUAAUACAAAAGGAUCAUUUUGUAAAUAUGAAAAUAAAAAGUGUAUAGUUUCUUAUGAUGAUAGUAGAUGUAAUGAAUUAAUAAAUUAUGAUAAAUGUUUAGGAAUCAGAAGAUAAGAUUAAAAUUGUUAAUUUAAAUUAAAUAUAGGUUGUUAAAAUUUAGAUGAAACAAUAAUUGAUAUAACAAAAUGUAUGAAUAUCGAAACAAAUUCUCCUACUUGUUCAAAAGCACUUGAUAAUCCUUGUUAUUAUAACUUAGCUACAAAAUAAUGUUAAAUUUACGAGAAUCCAACAAAUGUUGUACCUAAGAGUAAAGGUUGGUCUAAUAGUUUAUCAUUUAAUGUUAAGACUUGUUAAAUUUAUAAGGUAAAUUUUAUGAAGACUUAUUGGAAUAACAUUUGUAAAGAAGUUUCAUCAAUGUAGCUCUUUACUUUAAAAUGUACUUCACUCUUAAAUUUUUUCUCUUGUGUAAAUUUAAGAACACCUUUUGAAAAUUGCAAAUACAUUAAUAAUUAAUGUAUUGAAAUUGAUUUGAAUACAUAUGAACCUGAAAAUUGUUCAAGUAUCAUAAAUGUAAAUAAUGGUAUUCUUUGUUCAAUGGCAAAAGAUGUUGCAUGUAAAUAUGAUUAGAAUACUUUUAAAUGUGUACCUGUUGGAGGGAAUGAAAAUACUUUUUGUGUUACUACUAGACCUGAAUAUGUUGGUUAUAAUAGAUUAGCCUGUUCAAGAAAUCCUUAAUGCGUUUUUGUUGAUUAAUGUUUUAAAUUUGUUGAAGGAAAUUAUUACUUCUGUGAAUAAAUUGAUUAGUUUUCAAACUGUAAAUUAGUUUAAUUAGAAGGAUGCUAUGAAUUAAAUAAUUAAUGUAUAUCCAUCUCAAAAUCUUUAUCGCAAACUCUUUAGUGUAAUUCAGUUAUGAAUCCUAUGGGUUGUGUUUAGUUAUAGACUUAAGGAUAAUAUUGUCGAUAUAUUUAAAAUUAAUGUAUUUAAGAAAAUUUGUAUAAUUAUAAGAAAAAGAAAUGUUCAGAAAUCUCUUAAAUUAACAGUCCAUAAUUCUGUGAGAAAACUGUUGAUGAACCAUGCUUCUAUAAUUAUGAAACGCAUUCUUGUAAUGCUAAAAUAGAUCAAUUUUAAGAUUUUGAAUGUAUUAGAGGUUUGAAUAAAAUGGCUUGUCUAUAAAACACCUAUCAAGAUUUUUAGUGUUCAUUUUUUUAUUAUUGUUAUGGUCCUAACGAUCUUAUUCUAAAUUGUAAUUAAGAUAGUAUAAAUUGUUGUACUCUAGCUAAAACCAUGGAAUAAUGCUUAUUUUAAACUUAAUUUAAUUGUUUAUGGUAAAACAAUUAAUGUUAUGAAUAUCUUGAAUAACUUGAUAAUAUUGAUUGUAAUUCACUUACUAAUGUAUCAAGAAGUGUAUGUUAUUCAUUGAUAGAUAAAUUCUGUAUUUUUGAUAUAAACAAUCUAAAAUGUUAAGAGAUUACACCAAAUACUUGUAAUAAUGUGUAAAAUCCUAAUCAAUGUAGUAGAAUAGAAACUAUUCCAUGUUAUUGGGAUUUUAAAGAACAAGAGUGUAGAAUUAAAUUUAAAAGUUUAUCAGAUACAUGUCAAGAUAUUGCUUAAAUGUAUGGAAAUUAAAGAGCUUGUAUUGAUGUAGAAAGAGAAGGAGAAUAUUGCUAAUUUAUUGAUUUUACUUGUUCAACUUUCACUGAAGAUAAGGUAAAUAACAAUUGUAUUGAAUAAAUUAAUAAAAAUUCAUGUUUAAAACAAACAUAAUCUUUAUGUUAUUGGAAAGAAGAUGUACUUAAUUUCUAAAGUGAAGAUAACUCAAAUACUUCAGUUUAAAUUGGUUUUUGUGAAUUAUUUAAAUCAUAAGAAUCCUCUAAUUGUGAACCUAAUCUUAGCUAUUUAUCAUGUCUCAAUAUAACAACAAAUAUUAUAUAUUGUUAAUGGAAAGACUAGAAAUGUUAAAGUUUUACAGAUUACAAUUCGCUUAAUACUUAAAUUAUUUCUUAAAUUAAUUGUAAUACAUGCAAUCUAAUUACAAAUGGAAAUUCUAUUAUUUUUGAUCCAUAAUUUUUUAGAUGUAUUACUGUUAAUGACCAUAAAAUUUUAUAAUGUAAUCCUCCAUUACCUGGAACUAAUAUAGAUGCUUGCUUAAAAGUUUAGUAUUAAGAAUGUAAAUGGGAUAAUACACAUAAAAUUUGUACCAUUUUCGAAUUGAUUCAAUAAGAGAAACCUUCUCGUUAAAUAAAUAAAACUUCUUCUUGUAAUAUAAUUUACGCCAAUCAAAAAGCUUGUUAAAUGUUAUAAUUGUAAGAAUCUUGUGGAGCUUAUGACCAAGGAUGCUAAUAAGUUGAUUUAUAAUCUAUUAAAUGUAAUCAUUCGGGAUUAAAUUAAUUUGCAUGUUUGAAUCUUAUAAGUUAACCUUGUAGAUGGGUUGAAGAUUAAGAUAAUGGAGAAUCAUAUUGUGAAGAAUUCAUUCCUUUUGAUUUUUGUCUAAGACAACCUAAUUUGGUAAAUGAUGUUGUAUGUAGUUUGGUUGGUAAUAAUGAUCCUUGUGUUUAUAAUGAAAUUACAAAUUAAUGUUAAGCACCUUUAGAUUAUUAUUCUAAUUGUUAAGUUAGAGGUAUUAAUUUAUAUGCUUGUAUUUAAAUUGAUAAUUGUUUAUUUAUGAAUGGAUAAUGUAUUACUUAUACUCCAAGUAUGAAAUUAGAAUGUCAUGCUGCAAAAAAUGCUAAUUAUAAAGUUUGUUCAUAAAUUAUGGAUAAAGGAUGCAAAUACAGUUAGAUUAGUUAAGGAUGUAUGAAUUCAUCAUCCUUCGAUAGUUGCGACACUCUUGGAUUUAAUAAAAAAGGUUGCUUAUAAUCUUUUGGCUGUGAAUGGACUUAUAAAGGUUGCGAGUGCUCAGAAUAUUUAGAAUUAAUUAAACCAUGCAAUUAAAUUACAGAUAGUAACAAAUGUAAAAAUGACGACUAAUGUACUUUUUUAGUUUUUUAACCAAAUUAAUCAAAGUAAAUUCCAGAUUCAACUUAAGGGAGAUGUAUUUAAAAAACUUGUGAUUAAUUCGAUUCUAAUUAAUGUGAUAACAAAAUUAUACAUAAAUAGAAAUGUUAUUUAAAUUUAUAAGGAGAGUGUUUAUCUGCAACUGAAUGUAAAUAAAUUCAAAAUUCAAAAUUACACUGUUCUUAAUUUGUUUUUCAAAAUCUACCUUGUAUUAAUAUUGGGGAAAAAUAUUGUGGUAACUUUAUUUCAUGCGAAUCAAUUUUAAAAAAAGAAGAAUGUCUCUUAUAUCAAGAUUAUUGUUUCUUUACAACAGCAUGCAUUUCUUACACAUGCAAAGAUUAUAAAACUGAAGAUAAAUGUCUACAUAAAUAAUGUAGUUGGAAUUAAAUACAAAUUAAAAAAUAGCAUUAAUGUAUUGACUAAAUACCUUGUGAUUUAAUAACUUCUGAAAAUACUUGUAAUUAGAAUUUUUAUCAAAAUAAAAAAUGUACUUGGCUGAGUUCUUUGAGUGAAUGUUCAUAUUAAACUUGUAAAGAUUUAACUGAUAUCUGUGAAGGUAAAUAAAUUUCAUAAUAUGUUUGUGUUUAAUUAAAUGAUAAUUCAUGUGUUUAAUGUGAAGAAAUUAAAGACUAUUGCAUUUGUUUGAAUAAAAGUUAUUAUUGCAAAUAUAAUUAUUAAACAAAUAAAUGUUAAUCUUUAAGUUGCUAAAGUUAUACUAAAGAAAAUUGCCCACCUGAACGAUGUUAGUUUGACUCAAACAAUAAAGUAAUUAAAUAAAUUAAUUAGAUUUGUCUUCCUUAAUGUUAAUUUCAUUUUAAUAAAUAUUAAUGUGAGUAAAAAGAAUCGUCUUGUAAAUUUAGUAACUAAUAAUGCUAACAAAUCGAAACUAAACCAUAGGAAGAAGAAGAAAUCAUAAUAAAACGAAUACCAAACCAAACUUUAAUAAUUUUAUAACCUAUAUUAUUUUGGAUUCUAAUUAUACAAUGA